Messenger RNA from Sabethes cyaneus, 3599 nucleotides. It is a transcript of the gene Ras85D, whose product is annotated as ras-like protein 1. Bases 801 to 1373 code for a protein of 190 amino acids. Gene Ontology annotation, molecular function: GTPase activity; GTP binding; GDP binding. NCBI's taxonomy places the organism in Eukaryota, Metazoa, Arthropoda, Insecta, Diptera, Culicidae. Gene Ontology annotation, cellular component: plasma membrane. The record is from RefSeq and is a predicted model, not a curated record. The transcript is spliced from 5 exons. Gene Ontology annotation, biological process: Ras protein signal transduction; epidermal growth factor receptor signaling pathway.
GCGUCGUAUCGGUCUGGUUAGUAUAGAACAAAAGUAAAAUUUUUUUGGAAAAUAGUAAAAUUUCUCGUUUGAAGUAAGCUAGUAUAAACGAAAAUGUUCAAGUAUAUAAAAUAGUUGCAUAAACUUUGCACGGUGUUUGGCUGGUUAUUUUUGUUUGUGCAAAUUGAAAUUGGAAAACGCCCUUUUCCGAAAAUUCAUCGUCAGAUCGUCUCUAGUUGAACAAAAAGUAGUACUGUGGAACAAGGACCGGAAAAUCUUACCCGAGCGCUGCGAAGAUGAAUAAGUGAAGAUCUCUGAAUUUGUUUUUCAUGAUUCAAUAACGCAAUCGUUUCUGACUUUCAAUUAGCGUUUAAACUUCGAGCUUUGUCAGGCAUGAGCUAUUUUUAUUGUGGUUUCAUUGGUGAUGCGAGAUGAGUCAUGAUUUGAUUGAAAGUAUCAUCCAAGCUUGUUCGAUUAGAAAAAAGAAAAUGCAUCAAUGAAUUGUCGCUCGUAAAAAAAUAAAACAGCAGUCGGACAUUUUGGAUUAAAUCGACGUUUUUCUCAGUGCUUGGAUUUAAAGUUUUCAGUCAUCUGAAAAGCUACCAUUUCAAUGCUAGCUAUUAGAGUGUCAAGUGUUGAGUAAAUAGUCAUUUGCUAAUCGUGCAAAAUAUAUACCUACAGACAUCGACAGUGAUACAGAAACAAUCGAAUGCCUCGUGUUGCGAAAAGUAAACAACGUUUGCUUCAUUAGUGCCAACACCGACAUAUUAGAAUUCGAUUUUAAAUUUUUGGAAUUUCCGAUUUAAAAUUUUGGAUUAGAAAUGACGGAAUACAAAUUAGUAGUUGUCGGUGCUGGAGGCGUUGGAAAAUCGGCUCUCACGAUUCAGCUCAUACAGAACCACUUCGUGGAUGAAUAUGAUCCCACGAUCGAGGAUUCCUAUCGAAAACAAGUUGUGAUUGAUGGCGAGACAUGUUUACUGGACAUUUUGGAUACCGCUGGACAAGAGGAAUAUUCAGCUAUGCGUGAUCAGUAUAUGAGAACAGGAGAGGGAUUUCUUCUUGUGUUCGCAGUGAAUAGUGCCAAAAGUUUCGAAGAUAUUGGAACAUACAGAGAGCAGAUAAAGCGCGUAAAGGACGCUGAAGAAGUUCCCAUGGUUUUGGUCGGCAACAAAUGUGAUCUUCAGGCAUGGGCAGUUGAUAUGAACCAGGCGAGAGAUGUGGCGAAGCAGUACGGUGUUCCAUUCGUAGAAACCUCUGCAAAAACUAGAAUGGGAGUUGAUGAUGCCUUUUACACCCUUGUGCGAGAAAUUCGUAAGGACAAGGAAAGAGGGAAAAAGAACCGAAAACAUAACAAGUUAGGACCGGGUCGUCGUUUCAAAUGUCGGCUGCUGUAAUUUCGUUUCUACUGCAUAAAUGAGAGUCGAGUGCUGCCCCUGUCUAACGAACGCUAUCCAAAGGAAGGGAAUCUGUCAUCCCUUGUACGAUCGCACAAAGCUAACAAUCAUUCAGUUGCGUUAUCGUCUCAUUUAAACUCUAUCAACAUAAAUUGAAAAGAUAUGCAAUCAAGUUCAGACUGUCUACCGCGGAUCAGGUACCAGUAUUGUGACUCGAGUAGCACAUUCUCCAUACUUGCCUGGAGAUUUAGGCUUCUAUUAAACCACGCAUAUCUGCUAACAAAAAUAUUUGUACGGAUUGCGGGUAACUUGUGUUCAAUGUUUCUGAAUGCGCAGAGAUUCAAAGAAAAACGCAAUAGUUAUAAAAAAUGGCACAAUUGUCUCAAUGAUUAGUUAUAUUCAAUAAAAUUAUCGGAUUUAACAAAAACCAGAUGUAAUUAAAGAAACAAUUUGCAUUAGCACUCUUUCUAUGUGGUCUUGUUUUUCAUUGUAUUGUGUACCAAAGUCUGUCAACCACAACAAUGAAUAACGAUGAAACUUUACAAUAUUUGAUUAUAAUAAUUGGAAACCAGACUUAAAAAUGGAAAUCUUUGUGAACAGUUUCGGAAUGUUUUUUAGUUUGUUUCAUUUUUCUGUCGUUGAUUGCGCAACGGUCAACAAAGGUCGCAAAGGUCAAAAGUAGAAGAGGCCUCUUUUCGAUUGUAUGUUAUUCGAUUCUGUUUUAAAUUGAUCGAGUCGAUUGCCAAUUCAUCUUGCUAUUAUAUUCAAAAAUUCUGCACGCUGCUUGUAAGGUCAAAAUUGAUAUUUCAUUUUCAAGAAUAAGGUCAAAAGUCGCGGUGAUUCGAUUUUUUUACAUGUAAGAAAAAUUUUAAACGAGGUAAUUAAAAUAUCUAAUUAAUUCAUAAUUUGUGUCGCAUAAAACUUGUAAGCUUGAAAAUUAUUCGAAAAAUUCAUAUUAAUCCAUACGCAUUUAAAAGUCGUUUCACGCACCCAUACGAGGAUCACUAACAAUAGUUCGGUUUUAUUCUCAGUACUCUAUUAAUAGUUUACUACAUGAUAUUUUGAAAUAAUGGAAUGGUUAUUUUCAAUUUAUUUUUAACAUAAUAAAUUAUGAUUGUAGGCCGCUAGUAAUAAUUAUGUAUUAAAUUUUCAUACGCAAUUCUCGUAACUCAAGAUGAAGCGCGUUCACAUGAAUAUAUGAACAUUGCAUGACUAGAUCUACUACGAUAAACAACAUUAUGGGUAUAAAUGGUACCUCGAUGUUCACCGAUUAGACGAGAAAUUAGAGGAAAUAUGUAUGCGACAGCAGUAAUAUGAACUCUCCCAAUUAAUUUCACCCUGCUUAUAAGUAAGUACAUACAUCGCUGUAUUCAAAACAGUAAGGACUAUCACGGUAUCAAUGCGUUCUUUGUACAUAGAAUUAUUUAAGAAAUUAUGACUACACAGUCCAAAUCUCAAGCCUGCAUAAAAGUGCUGCAAGAAAAAUGAAAUUCAAUCACUUUACUCAGAAUAACCUACCAAGCAUUUGCUAAAGUAAAAGCUAGUGAGCCGUAUUGGAUACAGAUAGAUUAUGUACCAAAACUAAUAAUACCUAUUAUUGAAUAAAAAAAACCUGUAGUUAAAAAUAUAUUGUACUUAUAUCUGGAUAGUUUUUGUAUGUACUUUCGAAUAACAGGCAUUUACAUGGAAAAGCGUAAAAAUGCAUGAAAAACAUCAAAUGGAGAUUUUUAUUAUUUGGUUGAGAAUGCGGUAUUGUACCGCAGAAUCUCACAUGCACGUCGCAAUACACAUUACAAGGAAAAAAGUCAAUAAAGGCACUAAACCAAUGUUUCUCUAAUUUCAAAGAAUUUUCCAAAUUUCGAAAGUAAUUAUCGCUUAUUUAGCAAAUAAACUUGACGUCGUUAUGAAAGCAAAAUAGGGUAUAUUCAAGCAGUGAUUUGAUUUGGAGCUAAUGGCAAACAUGCUGUUUGCUGACUAGAAAAUGUCCGCGACAUACACUAAAUAGGUGACCAAGCCUUGGGCUUGGCGUCAGUAGUCUGAAUAUUAAAAACCGAGAAAAAAAAACUUGACGAAAUGUAUUUUCAAGUGUAUCGUUCGUGCUAUGAUAGGUUUCCAGCAAAAUGUGUAAAUGAAUGAUGAAAGAAUUCUGAUGUACAGAAAAGUCACGCCUGAAAGACGAUUGUAGUCAAAAUAUCGAUUAAAUAAAAUUGAUUAAUUACAGAUGAU